Exaiptasia diaphana is the source of this 1321-nucleotide messenger RNA. Its product is annotated as translation initiation factor IF-2. NCBI's taxonomy places the organism in Eukaryota, Metazoa, Cnidaria, Anthozoa, Actiniaria, Aiptasiidae. Bases 44 to 1207 code for a protein of 387 amino acids. The transcript is spliced from 4 exons. The record is from RefSeq and is a predicted model, not a curated record.
UUUUGAGAGGCAUUUCUUCACCAGUUUGUGGAAAUCUACAACCAUGAAGUUCUUGCUUGUUGGAAUUCUCUUGUUCGCUUCUGCGACACUCCUUAAGGCAGAGUAUGAAGAUGAGGUCGAAGAGAUUGACUUUGAUGCUGAAAUGGACAUGAACGAUUAUCUGGCCAAGUGCAAAAACGAGUCAAAGAAAUGCAGGGAAGACGCUGGCGGUGACUAUCAUAAGAUUUUGCAGUGUGUAAAAGACUUUGCGAAAUGCAUUAAAGAUAACCAACCAAAACCAACCGUCCCCCCCUUCGUCCUCAAGUGUAAUGCCGAAUUAAAGAAAUGCAUGACGGCUGCUGGCGGAAGUUAUUUUAAGAAAAUGAAAUGCUUAAGAGAACUUGCAGUGUGUCUCCGUGAUAAUAGGCCCAAGUCUGACAAUGCUGACAGURAAGAUGCAGGUAGACCACGGCCAUCCCUUCCUCCUUAUCUGAUGAAAUGUAAGGCCGAGUCAGAGAAAUGCAUGAAGGCUGCUGGCGGUGAUCCUAAAAAGAAAAUGCAGUGUCGACGAGACUUCAUAAAAUGCAUCAUGGACAACCGACCACGACCAACGCUUGGACCAAAACCAACCCUUCCUGACUUUUUGCUCAAAUGUAAGGCCGAGUCAGCGAAAUGCAUGAAAGCUGCUGGCGGUGAUCCUAAAAAGAUGUUGCAGUGUCGAUUAAACUUUGUAAAAUGCAUCAGAGAAAACCGACCAACGCUUCGACCACGACCAACCCUUCCUGACUUUUUGCUCAAAUGUAAGGCCGAGUCAGCGAAAUGCAUGAAAGCUGCUGGCGGUGAUCCUAAAAAGAGGUGGGAAUGCCGAAAAGCUUUCAUGAAAUGCAUUAAAGACAACAGACCAACAAGGGCUCCUGACAGUGACAGUGAAGAUGCAAGGCGACCACGCCCAUCUGGACGUCCAUCCAGGAGACCACGCCCAUCUGGACGCCCAUCCCGGCCUCCUUUUGUUGUAAAGUGCAGAAUGGCAGCGAAAAAGUGCUUUAAAGCUGCUGGAGACGAUCUUGAAAAAAAGAAGGAAUGCCGAAAAGCUUUCAUGAAAUGCAUUAAAGAAAAUAGACCACGCCCAUCUGGACGCCCUUCCAGGAGACCACGUCCAUCCGGGAGACCACGCCCAUCCGGGAGACCACGCCCAUCUGGACGUCCAUCCAGGAGACCACGCCCAUAAUGACAACCAGUGAAGUCACACAACGAAUAAAGAAACCAUAUUAACACAUGGGAAUAUUAGUGAUUUGUGAUCUUCAAGUAGAAUAUACCAAUAAAUAGAUUCGAUGAGUCUUGA